CCAAUUUAUCUAUUCAUAUGCAGUUGCAAAAACAGUACUUUGGGAAGAUGCGAAGCAAACUGUGACAGUGCUUCUACUGUUGGCUGUUAUCUACUACCACUUAUUUACAUGUGGUUACACCUUCAUCACAGCGAUGGCAAAGCUUUUGUCACUAACUGCUCUAUUCUUAUUCAUUCAUGGCAUGCUGCCAUCAAAUCUGUUCGGUCACAAGGUUGAGAAACUUGAGGCCUCUAAUUUUCACAUCACACAGGCACAGGCUCAUCAUAUUGCUCAUUCCAUUAGUUCGAAUUGGAACUCUUUAGUCAGUGCGCUAAGAUCUCUUUGUAGAGGAAAUGAUUGGCUAUUGUUUCUCAAGGUUUCACUAUCUCUGCUGGUUGUCAGCAUCCUUAGUUCCAUGUCUUCUCAGGCUGCAUUUAAAAUAGGUACUGCUCUGGUUUUCACAGGCUUCAAAGCGUAUGAGAAAUGGGAGGACAGCAUUGAUAGUAUGGUGGGCGACGCCUGUACCAUUCUUCUGCACUUUGGUUCUACCAAGAAAUCAUCUAGCUAGAAACAAAUGUAGGUGUAACUUGCAGACUGCCAGUUGCUUUGUUUACUGAUAUUAUCUUCAGCUCCAGUUGUUUCUGGUUUUCGUUGACCUAAAUUUUCUUCUGUAUUCAUCUGAUGGUGUUGUAGAAUUGCCUAGCGGCACAUAUGCAAGUUUUGGACUCUUUUCCUCUUGAUAGUUGAUGUACAAUAUGAAAUUGUACA
Messenger RNA from Zea mays, 747 nucleotides. Its product is annotated as 3beta-hydroxysteroid-dehydrogenase/decarboxylase. NCBI's taxonomy places the organism in Eukaryota, Viridiplantae, Streptophyta, Magnoliopsida, Poales, Poaceae. The coding region runs from base 134 to 547 and encodes 137 amino acids. The transcript has 4 exons. The record is from RefSeq and is a predicted model, not a curated record. Gene Ontology annotation, biological process: response to bacterium.